This is a messenger RNA of Tachysurus fulvidraco (yellow catfish), 1911 nucleotides long. RefSeq names its product serine/threonine/tyrosine kinase 1b (gene styk1b). Gene Ontology annotation, cellular component: signaling receptor complex. NCBI's taxonomy places the organism in Eukaryota, Metazoa, Chordata, Actinopteri, Siluriformes, Bagridae. Gene Ontology annotation, biological process: cell surface receptor protein tyrosine kinase signaling pathway; protein phosphorylation; multicellular organism development. The transcript has 10 exons. Gene Ontology annotation, molecular function: transmembrane receptor protein tyrosine kinase activity; ATP binding. The record is from RefSeq and is a predicted model, not a curated record. The coding region runs from base 158 to 1492 and encodes 444 amino acids.
CGACAGAGGGAGAGGGAGGGACAGGGUGCAGUAGAGUGACAAAUGCAUGAAAGUUUUGAAGAGACAGAAUGUGGACGGCUGAGCGACGGGCUGUAGCGAGAGACGUCCAGAAGAAAACAUGCUGAACGAGGGAAGCUGACAGCAUCUCACACACAGAAUGGCGUCUACGAAUAGUUCUAAGGUGUACACAUUGUGUGAGGAAGAUGACACACUCUGUGAGAUCCGUACGUACGAGCAGGAAGUGAUCAUUGUCCCCGUGCUUCUGUUGCUCAGCUUUGUCGUGACCCUCAUAAUCCUGCUGCUGUUGCGCUUCUGUCCUGAGAAAGUGCACAAAGCGCGCCCUAGAAGCACGCGUGGAGUGAGCCGCCGGCCGCCUAGGAUCGUCAACGGGAUCGAUGCUCCCCCAGGUCUCAAUGCUUUAGAAGGAGAGAACAUAGCGCUAGAUGUCGCACCCACUUACUCCACCUUUACAUCUUCGUUACAUAGUGGCAGACCGGCACGUGGAAUUGACAAUCCUGUUUUCAGUAAUGCCUCGUUGUUGGGCUCUCGCGAGGCCCCACGUCAGCGCCUACCAGAGAAAUUCAAGGUGGUGACGUCAUUGCCAGGUUUGUACGCGCUGAAGUCAGACAGCAACGUGUCGCGCUACAGAGCUCGCAUGGAGAACCGCAAUGUUGUGCUGCACGUGCUCAAUGACUCAGCGAGUGAGUCCGAGUGUCAAUCCUUCCUUGGCUUUGCGUCCUUCCUGUCAGAGUUGGGUCCUCACCCCUUCCUGCCCGAGCUGAUUGGCGUCGUUACACUCCAGGCACCGCUCAUCAUGGUCAUGGAGGAACUGGAGCGCCAGGACCUGCUCAGUUACCUGUGGAAGUGCAGACAGGCAGGACCUGACUCUGGAGUAAUGACUGAGAGGCAGAUCUUCACUAUGGCAUCUCAGGUGGCCUCCGCUUUGGAUUUCCUUCACUCCAAAAAUCUGAUCCACGGAAACAUCAAAGCCCGAAGCGUAUUAGUUACCCAGAUGGGCACGGCUAAGCUAUGGGGUCUCGGCGACGUAUACAUGAGGAAAACUUACGGCUUCAAUUACAAAAACAAUCCCGGGCAGAAAAAAUGGCAGGCACCAGAAAUCCUGGCUAACAAAGAGAAAAGCCCAAAGAGUGACGUGUGGUCGUUUGGUCUGCUGCUGUACGAGAUGGUGACUCUCGGUGAGGUUCCAUUCGCUGAGGUUCCUGUUACUGAACUGUUACAGUUCCUCCAGAGAGGAAAAUCACUGAAGAAACCACAUGGGUGCUCUAACUCACUCAACACCAUCAUUAAAAGCUGCUGCCACUGGAAAGAACAAGACCGCUUGUCAUUGACCGAGCUGAGACACAAACUCCAAUCAGGAGAAAAAAGCGCCAAUGACAAAACGGUUCUCCGGGUAUCUCAACCAAUCAACAUAGGCCAGUAUCUUAAGGAGGCGGGAUAUGGAGAAGCCUACAACAAUUACACCGUUUUCUGACAGAACUGGAUUUUGGGGAUUCGACUAGCAAAAAAUAAAAGACACAUUUGGCCAUAGACUCGAUGUUUACUUUUACUUUUCAGUAUGACCAAAAUGAUGGUAUACUUAUUUAACCUUUAUUUACCACCAGUUGAACCUGAGGGGAAAUGGUACAACCUUGAAUUCUGCUGCACCCCCCCAAUACAGAGCAUUGGUACAGCCCCAGUUUCAAUGAAUGACUUUGUGUAAAUGUUUCACAUAAUCAACUUUUUUGUGCCAAUUUAAUUUAAUCAAUUCCAGAGACACCAGAUUCUACUGAGUGGUUUCUACACGUCUUAACAGUUUUUCCAAAUGGGUCUCGUUGUAUUUUGUCCAAAAAUUAAAAACUAUGAAGGAUUUUUCUCACUUGAGACGGCAUAAAUAAAAGAAGACCAAUCACA